Trichoderma harzianum CBS 226.95 is the source of this 2129-nucleotide messenger RNA. RefSeq names its product glycosyltransferase family 22 protein. Gene Ontology annotation, molecular function: alpha-1,2-mannosyltransferase activity. The coding region runs from base 448 to 2055 and encodes 535 amino acids. The record is from RefSeq and is a predicted model, not a curated record. NCBI's taxonomy places the organism in Eukaryota, Fungi, Ascomycota, Sordariomycetes, Hypocreales, Hypocreaceae. Gene Ontology annotation, cellular component: endoplasmic reticulum membrane. Gene Ontology annotation, biological process: GPI anchor biosynthetic process. The transcript is spliced from 4 exons.
UGACCACCUGUUCCAUUUUAGCAGCAUUUCUCAACAGCCCUCUGGCGCGUCUUAGACUCUCCCACGCGUUUGGCAAAGUUGCUUCACUUCUUGGUUCCUUCUUUCGACAACCUACGCCCUUUUUUUUCUUCGCUGUUUAUAGAGCUCGCAGCAUAGCUUUUUGUCUUGUCGCUUUGCGUUUGGAGCCUCGUCUGCAGCCUCCCUUCUUUGUCCCUAUCACGCCUAGAAGAUUCUAAUCAACUUUCCCCCAUUGUUAUGGUACUACCACACUACUCGUAAUUCUCAGCUAUCAACGAUUUUUCUUCUUCCUUCUUCUCAGCCAGUCUGCCAGCAAGCGUGCACCACAGCUUUCCCGAUUUGCUCAUGUCUUUUUUCUCGCCAUUGGUCUUUUCUUUCGCUCAUGCUUGCUCCACCAACACCUUCUUCUAAGCAGUCAGCCAGAAUAAGAUGUGGCGGCGCACUCGUCUUCUCCUAGUUCUCAUCAGACUCUAUUUUGCUCUGUCCCCCAGUUAUCUUCACCCUGAUGAGAACUUUCAAGGGCCGGAAGUGAUUGCUGGCCAGAUCUUUAGUUACCCUGUCCGGCAUACAUGGGAAUUCACUAGCGAGACCCCCAUUCGGAGUGUCUUUCCGCUAUGGCCUGUCUAUGGCCUGCCCAUGCUUUUGCUCCGCUGGCUUUGGAUUGGGAACGGGCAAGAUGGCGAUGUUCCCCCUAUCGCCGUCUUCUGGACGUUGAGGUGUCUCAUGUUUCUGUUAAGCUUUGUGCUGGAAGAUUGGGCUCUUGACGAGCAAAUCGCCUCAACUCGCCAUCGCCGCAUUGCUGUUCUUCUCGUGGCGUCGUCCUAUGUCACCUGGACUUUCCAAACGCAUACAUUUUCCAACUCGAUUGAGACCCUAGCGGUCUUGUGGAGCUUGGUAUUGAUACAGCGCAUCCUGAAGACUCAUUCCUCGAUCUUGUCCUCGGUGGUCCUGGGCAUGGUUGUUGUGUUUGGCAUCUUCAACCGCGUUACUUUCCCAGCUUUUCUAAUACUACCCGGAUUUAUGUUGAUAUGGCAUCUUCGGAAGCAUCCCUUUUCAUUGGCCGCCCUGAUUUUGGCCGCCCUUACUACUGCUUUAAUCGCCAUUGUCAUCGAUACCGCUUUUUACGCUCCAGGUCCUAUUAGUUGGUCCGAUCUCAUCGCCAACCCGGUCAUCACUCCUCUAAACAACCUGAUAUAUAAUUCGAAUCCCGAAAACCUUGCUCUUCAUGGCCUACACCCCUGGUACCAACAUCUCCUCGGAAACUUACCGCAGCUCAUUGGGCCUGCAGUCGCGUUAGUGUUCUUGCAACUUGAUGUAUCCCUGAGGAAUGUAUCCCUGAGGAAUGUAUCCCUGGAGAAUGCAUCCCUGGAGAAUGUAAACCUGAGGGUGUGGUCAGCUGUUUCCGGAAUUGUCAUCCUGUCUUUCAUUAAACAUCAAGAAGCGCGGUUUCUUCUUCCGGCUGUUCCACUCAUCCUAUCAUCUGUGCAGUUACCGAAGAAUCGAACUCUUCGUCGAACGUGGACUGCGAUUUGGGUGAUAUUCAAUAUCUUCUUUGGUGUGCUUAUGGGGACAUAUCAUCAGGGCGGUAUUGUCCCUGGGCAAGUAUUCAUGAGCAAACAACCUGAUGCCACAAACGCCAUAUGGUGGAAAACCUAUCCUCCUCCAAUCUGGCUUCUCAACGGCAAGAAUGAGGUUUUGACCACCAAGGAUGUCAUGGGAAUCAAGGGCGAGGUUUUGUUGGAACAGUUGGCCGAGUUGGCUACCUGUGAUACUCCUGCAGACCGGCGCAAUACGGAGUAUUUAAAAGAGAAGAACGGGACUUACUUAAUCGCGCCUGCAUCAGCCACCUGGCUAGACCCGUAUCUUCCCAACAAGGGGCUAGAAGGAUUGCGAUUCCGAGAAGUGUGGCGUUACAGGAACCAUCUUAACUUGGAUGAUUUAGAUUUUGGAGGUGACGGAGUCUGGAAUACCCUGUCUAGAGUCAUUGGCCGUCGAGGGCUUGUUGCCUGGCGAGUUACUAAAAGCUGUGGGUUAUAGAGCUAGCAUCCCCAGCAUAAUCUUAUUUAAAGAAGUAAUAUGAAUAAAGUAAAAAGCAUUAGAUAUCAUGUGUG